This is a messenger RNA of Anopheles arabiensis, 7056 nucleotides long. RefSeq names its product astacin-like metalloprotease toxin 4. Gene Ontology annotation, molecular function: zinc ion binding; metalloendopeptidase activity. The record is from RefSeq and is a predicted model, not a curated record. The coding region runs from base 6450 to 7046 and encodes 198 amino acids. NCBI's taxonomy places the organism in Eukaryota, Metazoa, Arthropoda, Insecta, Diptera, Culicidae. The transcript is spliced from 5 exons. Gene Ontology annotation, biological process: proteolysis.
CCCUCCCCUCCCCCCGUGUCGUGGCGUAUCCGGAACAUGGUUCCACCGUAAGGCUGGCGAAAAUGUAAGGCGUGCGGGUUUUUUUUUUCGAUCGGAUUUGUGUCCCCGGUGCCAGGAAUGGUACUGUGGGUUAUUUUUGGACCCGUUUUCGAACUGCGGAACGUGUGAAUUAGCUGUAAAAUUUAGCCUUUUUGGAUGCUUUCCACACAACCACCACCACCCCGUCGACAUUCUCCUUGCGUGAACUUCCGUUUGUCGUCGUGACGAGUCUGCAUUGUACCACCAAUCUGGUACGGGUUUGCGAGCAGUAUCCCGACAAUGGUUACUGUUUCGUGGCGUACCGGAUGGACAAACGCCAUCGGUGGUGAGCAAGGUGAGGUGGUGGUGAAAUUUGGUGGAGAGCCGCUUUUCGCUGCUAUGGCCACGCAGCCUUUCGUUCGUCAGCAUUGACGAAGAAAAAGGAUGCUGCCGCUCGCAGAUUAUGUCGUGAUUACGUAGCUAAAUGUGGGGAAUUUCCCCCGGUUUGAGUGUGACGCGGAAUCGUACGCGGGUCGCCUGGUGUGCUGAUGAGUGUGUUCUUCUUUCUCUUCUUCGGACGGUGCACCGUUCAUUAGAUGGAUGCGGUUAAUCACCUUCCUUUCCUUCGCAUAUGUAUCCGACAUACGCACACACACACACACGUACACAUUUCGAUACUCACACACGUACACGCGCGCAUCAACACCUACUUGGAUGUGAAGAUAUUUUAUUUUGCUUUUUUCCUUUCUUUCUUUUUCUGUGCCCGUGGUGUUAUUAUUGUUCCAUCGUGUCCUGCUCCGUGGAUCGUCCAUUUUGGUGUGCCUCUUCUGUCCCCGGCGAUAUCAUCGACGGCGCUUCGGGCGAUGCAAACAAACGGAACAAACGGAUUCAACGGGGACCACCGCCUACGCACGUGUAGUUUUGACGAUAGGUGUGUGUGUGUCGCACAUAUGUUUUCUCUUCCAGUAUAUCAAUCAGCCAGCAAACGAAGCAACAUUCACACUCGAUUCGGCAGUUGCGUUCCGAAUGGCUCCUUUCCGGCUCUCCAACGCCCCCCCCCCCUUCCCCUUUAAACUAAGCCGAGGUUUCUCUAGCUGUGUACACUGGGGGUGCUAAUACAGCUAAGAAAAAGCUAACCACGCUUAUAGAAAACAUCAAGAAGAAAAAAAACAAAAACACAGCCAAGGCAAAACAGCGAUGUGUAGUAGUUGAUGAUAGUAGCCGGUAGACUCGCGUGUGUAUAAGACCGAAAGAGCAUACAACGUAAGCAAGGGCCACGAACCUAAAUGAUACUUUACAGUACGCAUAAGCAUUACCAAAUAGUCCGAUGAAAACUAAGUGAAAUAAGCGAAAACAAAACACAAAACCGAAGACAAACAAUACAAAACACACGGGCACUACAAACGAUACGAUGCUAGCAAAAGCGGUAGAGAGGAGAGAGAGAGAAAAACGAAACACGAAGAAGAAAAAAAAAUAUAGCGACACAAAAGGUAAACAUGUAAGCUGAAAUUGAAAAGACUGGUUAAUAUCAAUUUUGAAUUUAAGAACCCAUAAUAAGUAAGCAAGAGUAGGGCAAACAAGAAUUAAGAAAAGAAAAAAAACAAAGCAAACAGAAACCUAAUAAUCAUUAAUUAACACAUUAAAUAAGACGGUAAACAAACAAACACAUACACACACAGAAACACAACCCACAAAAAAAGGGAGAAGAAAUCGAGAAGAGGAAAAGAAAGAGUAGGUAAAAGUUGUUGAAACUCCCCUCCCCCCAGUAUCCCCAGGUAAACACAGCAGUAAACAUGUUAUGUAAAGUUAGAUCAAAGCAAGCGAGCAAAAUCAUACUGACUCCUAGUGGUACAUUUAUUCUACAUCCUGUUAUUAAGAGAGAGAGGGAGAGAGAAAAGAGAAGAGAGAAAAAGAAAGGGAGAAACACAGAGAGAAAGGGGAAAACACGCACGCGAUAUUACUAUUACAGUGGACAGUGGUUAGGCGCUGGUUGAAGGUACUUACUGUCGUUAAGUAAUGUCGAUUAUAGUUCGCUCUAGAUCGCCCCAAUUAAUCGCCCCCAAGUGGCCCCGAUGGGCAAUUCCGUACAAUAAUGCUGCAAGGGAACAACGUGGUACUACAACGUAUGUUCGUCCUUUCCAAAGCUCGCGUUUGCCGUGCUACUAUACCGUGUCGUUCUGUUUUGUGUCACUUUUGUGGUUAAUGCUCAUUGAUACAUAUUGAUAAUCAUUGAUAAAAACGUACUUGUUUUGGUUGGGGCAGAUAAAGAAAACAAAUUGGGCGAGAAUGUAAUUUUAAGAUCACUCUGAUGUACCUUUUUCGAUGAAACGAUGCGACCGAAACACAUGAACACAUGUUGCGAUAAUGUGCGUUCCUUUUUCACUUAUCAAAAUCGUUACAGAAACAGCCACACACGGGACAGACAGACACACACACACAUUACACUGUUGGUGUUGGUACUUUCGGUUGUUUGUUAGAAAGAAUAUUGCACGAAGUAAUGUAACUAGGACAAGGACAGCGUUGAACCACUAACUCUUGGUUUGUGGAGGCGUUUAGGAUCGCGUCACCCGCGUACGCAAAGGCUGUGGAUUAGUUCUGACUAGGUCAGCCCCCGUUAGGUGGGCUUUUCCGUUAAGGCUCUCACCUAUCCUGGUUUUCCCUUCAUCCUUUUCCCCCCUUUCCCUUCUCUUCGCCCCUUACGAUAAGGACAAAAGUGGGCUCGUUUUGCCCAGUGCCACGCUGUACGAUCCGCUGUACCAAGCCCGGCUGGAUGGUUGUUGGCACUAAUGUUGGCAAACGAGAACGCAAAUAAAGAUCGUUAUAGAGUUAUAAGCAGAGAUAUAUUUUUCGAGUGCUACACAUAAACAAUAAUAAAACACUGUUUAAUCAGCCUAUAGUUGCUAGCUCGUCGCCAGGAUCCAGUUGAUGAUCCAGUAUUCUCUCUCCCUCGCCCUCUUGAAGGGGGAGUUAAAGAUCGAAAGGGAUCAGUUUUACUACGUUCCGUAGAACGCUCGCACCCGAUUACCAUAAUGUGGACACAGUGUGGGCUGAUUUUCCCUCAAUAACCUUUUUGUCCCUUGUUAUAUUAACUGUAGCUGUAAGGCGAAUCGUUUUAAAACCAAACAAAACAACUCUCUUAAGCCGCCCUAGUGUGUGGUAUCUGUUUUGCGAGUCUGCUGUAUCGUGUGUCUUGGGGCGUGUUGUGCAAUUGAGAUUAAAUCGGACAACAAAUACAAAAAAAAACACACACACACACAUACAACUGUAACUGUAACUUAGUAAGUUAUACAUUUAUACGAGUGGAUAUUGUUUACGAUACUGAAUAAGUGACCCCCCCGGAGCUAGGGGCUGCACACCUUGGCUGGCUAUACAGUGCAUUGGAUUAUCGAAAGGAGAAAAGCGAACCAAUUUCAGAAGAAAUGCUAAACAAACCCGGAAAGGAGCAUUUGGAGCAUGCUAUCGAUGUGUGAAGUUCGUUGCUUUUUUGUUGGUUUUAUGUUACUGCAAGCAGAGUAGCUGGAAAGAGAAAGGUAAAAAGGGGGAAAAACACAAAACUCAAAUGAAGAAAUGAACAGUUGUAAAAGAUGAUAAAGAUAGCGACAUUACAGAAAUAAAAGAUUAAAUUUGAUGAAAAAUCUGUAACACAACAAUACAAAAGCUCAGUAUUGCACUUUGUACACAGGAACAAAACAAACACACAUACACACACACAUGUAAGAACUCCUUCAAACUAUGUACCCAACCACACUAAUGUUACUUAAGCAUAGACAUAUGAGAAACUAGAACAUACACUCACUUAUACAUUUACAUAUAUAUAUAUACACACAUAUAUUCUAACAGAGAAGAAAACAAAACGAAUAACUCUAAUCACAGUUUAAAGGAUUUAGGGUGAAAUGGAAGAGAGAGAGAAAAAAACGAGAGCAAAUAAUUUUCGUUUUAUUGACAUUGCCUUAUUAACUUUAACAGAAAACAUAAAACAAGUAAAGAACAGUAAAGUGGCAUGUGAGUAGACGGCAGCAUUAGAGUACAUUUAGAACAGAGGAAGAAGCAUACGCAGGAGUGGAGAGGGAUGGCUUUUCGGUUUGAAGCAUCGUGUUCGAUCGGAUCGAGUGAGUGUUGCGAGUGCUUGCAUGUUUUCGCCUGUGAAGUAACGGGGCGAUCAUCACAUUUUCGAUACUCCAACUUCUGAUCUCACCGGUUGCAAAACUAAAUCAACCUACAAACAAUAAAUGAUGGUUCUACGGGAAAUGAUUACGUUCCCAUCCCAUUCAAAAACUGAACCUUGCGGGCAUCGAUAAUAAGCAUUUUUAAACCCUGAAUGAUUAAGUAAACGACUCAGUAAACAUGAUCGAGUAUCGUUAUUGUGGAAGUAAGAUCUGAAGUAAAAAUGCUGCAGGCAUUGAAUGACACUGUAAUGGAACAGAAAGAUUAAAUUCUAUACACCUUCUUCAACAUGUCGAGAGGUGUACAAACGAUUGUUCUCUCUUUCUUUUCUUUUUUGUUGUUGUGUGCAAAAUAAUAAUAAUAAUACUAAUAAUAAUAAUAAUAAUAAUAUUAAUAAUAAUACUAAUAAAUAAACAAUGUGUAAAACAACUGAUGAUGAUGAUAUUUGCUUAACGGUGCGUACAGGAGGGAAAUCUGCGUGUGUAUGUUUGUAUUGUGCCGAGAGGAGAGCAGUUUGUUGUAACGAAACUCAUCCAUGUAGUAGUAUUUAAUCGCUAACAAGUAAACGACACUAAUUAAGAUAAUAAUACAAUACAAUAUCAAUGUACUCGUAAAAUAGAACACAAACAACCUUUGAAAUAUGAUAUGAUCCUAGUGUGUAAACAGAUAAACAGAAAAACCGAAAAGAAGGGAAAGAGAGGAAAAGAAAUGUAUUAAAUCAUGACACUAUUUUAAAAGAAGAUACAAAAACACCCAAACCAAUUCAUUCGUUUUGCGUAGAGAUACGUUAUAUUGGGAGGUGAAAGACAGACAGAUAGACCAGACAGACAGAGAGGUGCAAGAUGAUCAUAUAUUCCUUGCGGUAGCACAGUAAAUCUCCGACUCAGCAGUAGUAGUAGCAGUUGGUGGAAUGGGAUUGAUCGCGAUCGUGCCACGAAACGAUGAUGCAGUAUAUCCCGGAAACGGCCUGAAAUGCAAGAAGGAGACAGCUAGUUGAGAUAGAGUUUUAGAUUUCAGACAUCCUUUCAUUCACCCGAUUCUUCACAGGCAUAACACAAUCGUUAGUCUUAAGUUUAGCGGUAGAACCGUGACCUUAAAGGUGUUCGGACCCACAAUAUCCCCCUCUCCUCCGGCUGUCCUUUUUUGUGUAAAUUACCUAGGGCAGGCCUGACAGGAUGUCCCUGUCCGAUGGGUGGAUCGUUUUCGUUCAUUUUGAUAAGGGAAAGCGUAUCUGUUUUCGUGGAUGCGGGAUGCGUUCUCGAUGCUCAUAAUAGCCGAACGCAACAUGCCGUUACUGUAGUAACUCAGGAGUACUAUGUUGGUAACAUUUAGUUUACAAAACAGCUCUUAUGCGAGGAUAAUUGUUAAGGAAAAGUAAAGUAGUUGAAGUUGGACAGAAAAGAAAAGAAACAGCAUCACAAAACAAUAAAACCAAAACAACUUCUAGUUUUACCGUACAGAGAAUACAUAUAAGCGAUGUUUAAGUUUCGUUUUGAUCGAGCGUUGAGUGUGCACCGCGAUCGCGAGAGCCCAUGUGGGAUAGAACAUUUUGGGUAAUGACAGAAAUGAUCUCCUAGCAACCUUGCCCCCAUAUAUACCUAUAUAUGUAUGUCACAAAAUGAGCGAUUGUCUCCUGUUGUCGGUGUUUUUCUUUGUGUUGGUUGAUUUUUUUGAACACUAGCAAAACAAAACAAAAAAAUGAUAAACUAACUGAGAAAUGCUAGCAAUGUGUUUAUUACGAGUAUAACAAAAACAGACAAAACAAAACUGAGACAGCAAAAACAAAAAAAAAGUAUUGCAAAACAAGCAUCACUAACAAAAAAAAAAACACAAAACUGGUUGUUUGUAUGGAAAUUAUUUAAUGAAGAAAAAUGGAACAAAUUCAAUCCAAAACCACCCCCCUGUUGCAGCAUUGGCUCUUAUUGAAGUUGUUUGAAGCUGUUUCAUCGUACAUUGAAGAUGACAUUAUUUGUGUGUGGUAGUAGUAGCAGUAGUCUCAACAAAGCAUUUCUUUCUUUCGUUUGGAUGAUUGGAGGUUAUUUGCUGUUUUAAAUGUCAUUUCAAGCUACUAAGAACGUGUGUGAUCUUCAACCAGUAGUGAUCGAUCUCGUGUGGUUCUCUAAAGAUGAUUCAAGGUUCAUCCUUUAUUCUCAACAUUCUGUUAAUGAUGAUUGAACCCACUGAAAAACUCGACACCAUGCAAGCAGCUUGCUCCACACAAAAUCGAGAGCAACAGUAUGGUGAAGUUAUAGAGAACGUUCUGCCUAAUGGUUACCGAUGGCCUAAUGCUACCGUACCGUACCUGUUUGAUGGAGUUUUUGGAAAAUGCUACUGAACUAUCAACAAUAAACGAUGCAAUAGACCUGCUCAGUACGGUGUCUUGUGUGCGGUUUACAAGAAGGACGUCCGAGCUCCACUAUCUUGUGAUAACAAACAAGUUCGGAAUGGAGUGUUGGGCUGAUACGGGACGUCAGCGACGUGGUCCAACGUACAUGAACCUCCCGAAGCGGUGCACUAAACGCGUUGGAACGGUACUACACGAGCUGCUGCACGUGUUGGGCUUUCUGCAUCAACACACGCGCCCCGAUCGGAACCAGUACCUGUGCGUUUUAUAUGAGCACGUUCGACCAGAUCCUAUCGCGCUGUACCACUACGAGAUCGUUCGUCCUUGGACGGACCAAGCGUUCCCAUUGCCGUAUGACUUUGCGAGCAUCAUGCACUACACGCCGGAGAUGUACAGUGUGGCACCGGGUCGAUUGCCUACCAUGGUACCGCGGCAUCCCUGGAGCAUGGUUGCGUUCGGUCAUCAAGCUCGUCUGACGGAGUAUGACGUGUUGGCAAUACAGUUUCUUUACUGCCUAUGAUGAUCAAUGG